Messenger RNA from Anopheles maculipalpis, 5412 nucleotides. Its product is annotated as muscle calcium channel subunit alpha-1-like. Gene Ontology annotation, molecular function: high voltage-gated calcium channel activity. Bases 1 to 5412 code for a protein of 1803 amino acids. The transcript is spliced from 25 exons. NCBI's taxonomy places the organism in Eukaryota, Metazoa, Arthropoda, Insecta, Diptera, Culicidae. The record is from RefSeq and is a predicted model, not a curated record. Gene Ontology annotation, cellular component: membrane; voltage-gated calcium channel complex. Gene Ontology annotation, biological process: calcium ion import across plasma membrane.
AUGGAAAACGAUACAAAAAUAUCUAGUUCAGCAAAAGUGUCACCGAUGCAGCCGUCUGGUGAAAACUUACGAAAACCUGGCACAACGGUGGCGGCACCUACCGAAAAUGCCACUCCCCAGGUACCACCAGCUGGCGCCGAGGAUCCUUCGUUGGGCGAUGGAACAGGAGCCAACAAUCAACCGAAGCGUCCGCUGAGGCGUCCGGGGAAAGUGAUACCUGAUCGUCCGCAGCGUGUAUUUUACUGUCUCACAUUGAAAAAUCCGCUCCGAAAGCUGUGUAUCAAAGUGGUAGAAUGGAAACCGUUUGAAUAUCUCAUUCUGUUAACUAUUUUUGCAAAUUGUGUUGCUUUAGCAACGUACACUCCUUUCCCAAAUGGCGACUCCAAUGCAACUAAUGCGAUGUUGGAAAAGGUGGAACACAUAUUUCUUAUCAUUUUCACGCUCGAGUGUGUGAUGAAAUUAAUUGCAUACGGUUUUAUCAUGCACCCUGGCGCAUAUCUUCGAAGUCGGUGGAAUAUGUUGGAUUUCACUAUUGUUCUAAUCGGGAUGAUAAGCACCACGUUAUCCAGUAUUAUGAAGGACGGUUUCGAUGUUAAAGCGCUAAGAGCAUUCCGUGUACUGCGCCCACUGCGGUUAGUUUCCGGAGUACCAAGCCUUCAAGUUGUACUUAAUUCCAUUCUACGAGCAAUGGUACCAUUGUUACACAUAGCUUUGUUAGUGUUGUUUGUAAUAAUCAUUUAUGCGAUCGUGGGUCUAGAGCUAUUUUCUGGAAAAAUGCAUAAGACUUGCUUCCACAAUAUUACAGAGGACAUGAUGGAAGACCCGACACCGUGUGGUGAAGGCGGUUUCCAGUGUAGUUCUAUUGGUACACAUUGGAUCUGUCGCUACUAUUGGGAAGGACCUAAUGCCGGUAUUACGAAUUUUGAUAACUUUGGUUUAUCGAUGCUUACGGUGUUUCAGUGCAUCACCUUAGAAGGAUGGACAGAUAUGCUGUACUAUAUCGAAGAUGCGAUGGGAAGCAAUUGGCAAUGGAUAUACUUUGUAUCGAUGGUGAUACUGGGAGCUUUUUUCGUCAUGAACCUUAUUCUCGGUGUUUUGAGCGGUGAGUUUUCCAAAGAACGUACCAAAGCAAAGAGCCGUGGUGAUUUUCAGAAGCUUCGCGAAAAGCAACGAAUCGAGGAAGAUCUUAAAGGAUACUUGGACUGGAUUACCCAGGCAGAAGAUAUCGACACUUAUCAAGACCCGCCCUCACCUGGAAAGAUGAUUUCGGAAGGAUUUAUGAAGGGAACUAAGGCGAUGCUCGCCGGCACUGGAUCGACAGGUCUAGUAGGAGUAUCGUCUGACUCAACGGAAGUACACAGCUGCGCCGAAGCUAACAUGGACUAUGCACUGCCAAUCGCCGAAUCGUGGCAUAGUCGGUAUUUUCGAACAUGGGAUCGCUUGAAUCGUAAGAUGCGACGGUCAUGCCGUAAGGCGGUCAAGUCGCAAGCAUUUUACUGGCUUAUCAUCAUUCUGGUAUUUCUGAACACGGGUGUACUGGCCACUGAGCAUUACCAUCAACCGCAAUGGCUGGAUGACUUCCAAGAGUACACCAACAUGUUCUUUGUUGCACUAUUUUCACUGGAAAUGUUUCUCAAAAUGUACAGCCUAGGGUUGCAGGGAUAUUAUGUAUCGUUAUUCAAUCGCUUCGACUGCUUCGUCGUUAUUGGCAGUGUUGUCGAAGUACUGCUGACUAAUACGCAGUUGAUGCCUCCGCUCGGCAUAUCUGUCUUACGCUGUGUGCGACUGUUACGCGUCUUCAAAGUUACCAAAUACUGGCAGUCACUGUCGAAUCUCGUUGCAUCAUUGCUUAACUCUAUACAAUCAAUUGCAUCACUGUUACUGUUACUGUUUCUAUUUAUUGUAAUAUUUGCUCUUCUGGGAAUGCAAGUAUUUGGAGGGCGGUUCAUCUUUAAUUCCAUGGACAAUAAGCCUCGUUCUAAUUUUGACAGCUUUGUACAAAGUCUACUGACCGUGUUUCAGAUCCUCACCGGUGAAGACUGGAAUGCUGUUAUGUACGAUGGUAUCCAAGCUUAUGGAGGGGUAGCAUCAUUUGGAAUUCUGGCUAGCAUCUAUUUCAUUAUUCUUUUUAUCUGCGGAAACUAUAUUUUGUUAAAUGUUUUCCUUGCCAUCGCCGUUGACAACCUAGCCGAUGCCGAAUCAUUGACAGCUGUCGAAAAGGAAGAUGAUCCUGAUACAGAGCUGGAUAUUUUGACCGAAAAGUCUGACAACGAACUGGGUGAUCGAGAGAACGACAACGAGGAUGACGAGGACCUUGAUGAAACCGAAGACCCUGAAGAACCGGAAGAUGAUGACGGGCAUGGUUAUGAUAAUGAGCAAUCCAGUCGAGCGUAUGGAUCUCGUUUUAAGAAAAUGGAGGAACCUAUCGUGGAAAAGAAUAGUAAAAAUGCAAAUGUCACGAAAUCCACCAUCAGUACCAGCAACACUAAAACUGCAUCAGCAACGUUAGAAGAGACGAAAAAAACGCGCAUCAGUAGAGUAGUGAUUCAAGAUCACUGUGAAGCGAUUGAAAUUCCGAACGAUCGCACUUCCGCUCACACAACAUACGCCAAACGAUUAUCGGAGGCCGUGGUAUCCAGCAGCCCCAUACCUAUAUCAGAUGAAAAGUCACUCUUUCUAUUGAAGCCUACCAACAGAUUUCGACAGUUUUGCCACUGGUUAUGUAAUCAUACCGUGUUCGGUAACAUAAUUCUGUUGUGCAUCAUGCUUUCAUCCGUAAUGCUUGCUGCAGAGGACCCGCUGAACGCCAACUCGGAGCGAAAUCAAAUUUUGAAUCAAUUCGAUUUCUUCUUUACCGCCGUAUUUGCUAUCGAGCUCAUUUUGAAGGUUAUUGCGUAUGGAUUUAUACUGCACAAGGGUGCCUUUUGCCGGUCAGCCUUCAAUUUGCUCGAUCUGUUAGUGGUCAGUGUUUCGUUGGUGUCAAUGCUGUUCAGCUCAGGAACAAUAUCUGUGGUCAAAAUUUUACGAGUCCUACGAGUGCUAAGGCCAUUGAGGGCUAUUAACAGAGCAAAAGGAUUGAAGCACGUUGUGCAAUGUGUAAUAGUGGCAGUAAAAACCAUCGGAAACAUUGUCCUGGUUACAUUUUUGUUGCAAUUCAUGUUCGCAGUGAUCGGGGUACAGCUGUUUAAGGGUAAAUUCUUUUCCUGUUCAGACCGCUCUAAAUACGAAGAAGCUGAAUGUCACGGAACAUAUUUAGUUUUCGAGGAUGGAAAUGUGGAUAAACCGGUGUCUAAAGAAAGAGAAUGGUCCAACAAUCGUUUCCACUUCGAUGACGUUCAAAAAGCUAUGCUUACGCUCUUUACCGUUUCCACGUUCGAAGGAUGGCCCUCUCUUCUUUACGUGUCGAUUGACUCACACACGGAAAACUUUGGACCCAUAUACAACUAUCGACCACUGGUUGCGACGUACUACAUCAUUUACAUCAUUGUGAUUGCCUUUUUUAUGGUAAACAUUUUUGUCGGUUUCGUUAUCGUCACAUUUCAAAACGAAGGAGAACAAGAAUACAAAAACUGUGAUCUCGAUAAAAAUCAGCGCAACUGCAUCGAGUUUGCCCUUAAGGCUAAACCAGUGCGACGUUACAUCCCGAAUGACGAUCGGAUCCAGUAUAAGGUUUGGUGGUUCGUUACGUCGCAGCUUUUUGAAUAUACCAUCUUUAUACUAAUCAUGAUGAACACCAUUACACUGUCGAUGAAAUUUUAUCGCCAACCACAGCCCUACACCGAAUGGUUAGAUUUUUUAAACUUACUGUUCACAGCAGUGUUUGCGUUGGAGUUUGUGUUUAAGCUUGCCGCAUUCAGAUUUCAGAACUAUUUCGGAGACGCUUGGAAUGUUUUUGAUUUUAUCAUCGUUUUGGGUAGCUUCAUCGAUAUUGUUUAUUCGGAAGUAACGACCAGCAGUGGAACAAAGGGAGCGUCAACCAUCAUAUCAAUAAAUUUCUUCCGCUUGUUCCGUGUUAUGCGACUUAUUAAAUUACUAGCGCGUGGUGAAGGCAUACGCACACUUCUCUGGACAUUUAUAAAAUCAUUUCAAGCUCUGCCGUAUGUAGCGUUGCUGAUAGUGAUGCUUUUCUUUAUUUAUGCCGUCAUAGGAAUGCAAGUUUUUGGCCGUAUUGCGUUAGAUGAUGAUACAGCAAUACAUAGGAAUAAUAAUUUCCAAACAUUUCCUCAAGCCAUUUUGGUUUUGUUUAGAUCAGCCACCGGUGAAGCCUGGCAAGACAUUAUGCUCGAUUGCUCUGCUCGUGAAGAGGUACGGUGCGAUGAAAAUUCCGAGGAUAAAGAAUCUAAGGAGGGUUGUGGAUCCAAUUUUGCCUUCCCAUACUUCAUCUCAUUCUACGUGCUCUGUUCGUUCCUCAUCAUAAACCUGUUUGUGGCUGUCAUUAUGGAUAACUUCGACUAUCUUACGCGCGAUUGGUCCAUCCUGGGACCACACCAUCUGGACGAGUUUGUGCGAUUGUGGAGCGAAUAUGAUCCCGAUGCGAAGGGCCGCAUCAAGCAUCUCGACGUGGUAACAUUGUUGCGCAAAAUAUCGCCACCGCUCGGGUUCGGUAAGCUUUGUCCCCACCGAGUAGCCUGUAAGCGGUUGGUAUCGAUGAACAUGCCACUGAACAGUGAUGGUACGGUGCUGUUCAAUGCGACACUGUUUGCGGUGGUGCGCACCUCGCUGAAAAUUAAAACCGAGGGCAACAUCGACGAAGCGAACCUUGAGCUAAGACACAUAAUCAAACAGAUAUGGAAGCGAACUAGCAACAAACUACUUGAUCAAGUAGUACCUCCUCCUGGCAUAGAGGACGAAGUGACUGUUGGAAAGUUUUACGCCACCUAUCUAAUACAGGACUACUUCAGGAGGUUCAAAAAACGGAAAAACUAUGAUCGUAACACUGAAACAACUUCUCAUAUGACCUUAUUGGCGGGGUUGCGUAUACUUCACAAAACUGGACCAAAAAUCAGACGAAAAAUUUCCGGAACGCUGCAUGAGAGCGCUUCUUCCAUAAAUCCAGAACCGGCGCAUCGGCGCAACCAUAAACUAUUCGGGAUUACCUGGCCAACAUCCUACACGUUUAAGAAACGCUAUUUUACGAAUGACACUACAAUAAGCUCAACGCAAACACAACGCCCUCCGACUCGACCGCCACGAACGUAUGCAACGCUAAACAAAGGAAUACGGGAUGUCAAUAAAACGUUAAUGUAUGGUUUUCGAAUGAUGCAUGAUCACGAUCAGCUGAAUGAAAUAUUUUCCAGUGACAAUGAUAACGGAGCAAAUGACACCGAUGGUCCGUUGAAGCCAUUGUGCUUCGGGGAAAUAUAUUCGACGCAGACUAGUCGUGUGGUAAAUGCUGCCGAAAACGAAACUUAA